Molecule: messenger RNA, 1086 nt
Organism: Theileria orientalis strain Shintoku
Lineage: Eukaryota; Apicomplexa; Aconoidasida; Piroplasmida; Theileriidae
Exons: 5
Coding region: 1-1086 (361 amino acids)
Cellular component (GO): cytosol; cytoplasm
Molecular function (GO): phosphatase activity
Source: RefSeq, a predicted model, not a curated record
AUGAAAAUGACUAACAGUACUAUCGCAACCGCUGGCGCCUGUCUCACUCUCUUCGUAGGAUUCGCAAUCAUUUUUUCCAACGUUUCCGACGAAAUACCAGGGUCGCCAGUUAAACUGCCCGUUACAAUAACGAAAACUAAGUUAUCCCUCACAGCCUUGUUUCUUAAGAUUAAAAUUUUCUUCAUGUCCGUAAACAGGAUGGUUUACUACCCUACCUACAAGGGGUUUCAAAAGCAGCUUACAGCUCGUUGUAAGGUCAUGAGCGAUACCGAUUCAGUCACCGUCAAGGUCAAGACAAUUUACUUUGUUCGACACGGGCAGUCAAUUUUUAACGAUUUGACCGUGAACAAGAACGUUUUCGUGAUUUUGUUUAAGACGAUUCGUCUUAUUCUAUUUGAAACUUUCCUUUUGUUCACCAACGAUGUUUUAACAUAUGACUCUCCCCUCAGCUCAGAGGGUAUUUCUCAAGCCAUGAAUGCAGCUCAAUUCUUAUCUUCUCACAAAAAUCAAAAUGAUCCAGAUAUAGCAUUACUGAACGGGAAAUCGACUGUUCCUUCUGUUUUAUUUUCAUCAUUUUUGAGGCGUUCUCAAGGCACGACAGCGCUGCUUUUUCAAUCACGUUUAACCAGCAACGACGAGAACAUAUAUGUCACUCAUGAGCUCGAUGAGGUUGUUAGGAAUCCAGACUGUGUUUCCAUGCACACUGUAUUUAAGUCAAUUACCUUUCCACUAUUGGAGCAGCUUUUUUCUCCACAGUCCUACUACAGAUACUUGCGUCUGAGGAUGGUGGAAAACGACCCUUAUAUGAUUAAGACUCCCUACGUGAAGGUUAUUAAAUUCUUUGACAGAAUCUUCCACAAGUUCGACGAGGACGUUAUCAUUGCAGUUGGCCAUUCAAGGUGGAUCCGAUUUGCCAUGAGGGUCUUUUUCCCGCCGAAUUCAGUGGAUUUGGACGUUUUAAAUAAAAAGUUGACCAAUGUUGGUAUUAUCAAGUUUGAUGUACAUUUGAAGAAGAACAUUGCUGGUGAACACUCGUACACUUUUGACCCUAAGUCCUUCAGGAUUAUCUAUGGGUCAUUUAAAUAA